Molecule: messenger RNA, 2554 nt
Organism: Cebus imitator (Panamanian white-faced capuchin)
Lineage: Eukaryota; Metazoa; Chordata; Mammalia; Primates; Cebidae
Gene: ZNF419
Product: zinc finger protein 419
Exons: 4
Coding region: 1568-2398 (276 amino acids)
Biological process (GO): regulation of DNA-templated transcription
Source: RefSeq, a predicted model, not a curated record
CUCCAAUCUCCACCUCCGCAGCUACGCCCACUUCCUCGAAGUUUGGCGCAUUGGGAACUAUGUUGCCUAGAAGGCGCCGCGCCGCUAGGCGGCGACGCUUGGGCAAUGAAAAGAGACCUGCCCAAGCGUGCGACGCGCAAUCGGCGAGACUUCCGGCGUCGCCCGUCGGCGGUGACUUCCGCUGCUCUAACGGUGAACUUAGCCUGCGGGAAGCUGGUUGUGGGCUGAGGCUACCAGCGCCGGAAGGCGCGUUAGCGACGCGCACUGCUCUUGCCGCUCAGAGGGGAGUCUGAGGCUCGGUGGCGGCGCCUAGAGUGGCCCAGGUGCUCUCCUCGGUCUGUCGUUGUCUCCCCCGCCCGGCUCAACCCACAGGCUCUGAUGGCGGCGGCCGCGCUGAGGGAGCCCGCUCAGAUUCUUGUGGCUGCAGAGUUACUUAUAGACAAUGAAGAGCAGGGCUGUGUGGCCUUUGAGGACGUGGCUGUCUACUUCUCCCAGGAGGAAUGGAGAUUGCUUGAUGAGGCUCAGAGGCUCCUCUACCGCAAUGUGAUGCUGGAGAACUUUUCACUUAUGGCCUCUCUGGGACUUGCAUCUUCCAAGACCCAUGAAAUAACCCAGCUGGAGUCAUGGGAAGAGCCCUUCAUGCCUGCUUGGGAAGUUAUGACUUCAGCCAUACCAAGAGGUACUUGGUGGGUGGAGCUCAGGGAGGUAUGAACUCAGGGAUGGGUUCAUAUCAUACCAGGAGUCUUUCCAGUGGGUCAGAUAUUUUGAUACCAAAGCAAGGGGUCAUUGCUGAUUUCUAUCUUUUCUUCCUCAGUCACCCAUUUAUAUCUUCUGAUAUCUGACCCAGGGCCAUUCCCCACCUCUCUGUCCUCCGUGUUUGACCCAGUCCUCAGCAGCACCCUUCAGCAAUGGCUUUCACUGAAUGUGUGGUGAGGUGGGGGCUUAUCUUUGCAUAGUCCUUGAAAACCAGCUGUUUGGUUGCAGUUAGUAUUUUCUGGUCCUGGACAUACCCUUCUGUGCUGUGUUCCUGUGUCUCCAGCAGCCAAAGCCCUAUGGAAGGCCAUUUGGAGAUAAUUGUGUUGGGGACCCUGUCUCUCCUCCUUCUGCUACAUCCCAUCCUUGCAUCUUUGAUGCUCAUAAGUCCUCCCCAAAUCGAAUUCAUGAACUGGCCAGUUUCAGCAUUGCACAGCAGGCCCUUCCUUGCUGAGAGCUAGCACCCUCAUUUCUGUCAGCAGUUCCAGGCACUAGUUACUGGGUGAGUCAGACACAUUUGUGAGAGUGCUACCUCCUCACACCAAAGUCUAUAUAUACUUCAACAACAUUUCUUCCAGGUUGUUGGCAUGGAGUGGAGGCCAAGGAGGCUCCUAAGCAGAGUGCUUCUGUAGGAGCGCCUGGUUCAAAUGUUCAGCAACACCAGAAGCAGCACUGUGGAGAGGAACCCUUAAAAAGAGAAGAGGGCAGGAUCCCAGUUUUGAGAAGUUGCAGAAUCCACCUGUCAGAGAAGUCCUUGCAAAGCAGGGAGGUUGGAAAGGACCUUCCAACCAGCUCAGGUCUUCUUAAGCACCAGAUGACUCACAGGGGAGAGGAGUCACAUAGGACUACCAAAAGUAGGGAGGCCUUUCAUGCUGGAAAAAGGCAUUACAAAUGCAGUGAAUGUGGGAAAGCCUUUGGUCAGAAAUAUUUACUUGUUCAGCACCAGAGACUACAUACUGGGGAAAAGCCUUAUGAAUGCAGUGAAUGUGGGAAGUUAUUUAGCCAUAAGUCCAACCUUUUUAUACACCAAAUAGUUCACACUGGAGAAAGGCCUUAUGGCUGUAGUGACUGUGGGAAAUCCUUUAGCCGUAAUGCUGACCUCAUUCAACACCAGAGAGUUCACACUGGAGAAAAGCCGUUUACAUGCAGUGAAUGUGGAAAGGCUUUCAGGCAUAAUUCCACACUUGUUCAGCAUCACAGAAUCCACACUGGAGUAAGGCCUUAUGAGUGCAGUGAAUGUGGGAAAUUGUUUAGUUUCAACUCCAGCCUCAUGAAACAUCAGAGAGUUCACACUGGAGAAAGACCUUAUAAGUGCAGUGAAUGUGGAAAAUUCUAUAGCCACAAAUCCAGCCUUAUCAAUCAUUGGCGUGUUCACACUGGAGAAAGACCUUAUGAGUGCAGUGAAUGUGGGAAAUUUUUUAGCCAAAGCUCAAGCCUCAUGCAACAUCGAAAAGUUCACACUGGAGAAAAGCCUUUUAAGUGCAAUGAAUGUGGGAGAUUCUUUAGUGAGAAUUCCAGCCUUGUUAAACAUCAGAGGAUUCACACUGGAGCAAGGCCUUAUGAGUGCAGGGAAUGUGGGAAAUUUUUUCGCCACAGCUCCAGUCUUGUUAAACAUCGAAGGAUUCACACUGGAGAAAUGCAGUGAUUGUGGGAAGCCCUUUAGCCAGCAUUUCAACCUUGUUCAACACCAGAAAGUUCACCUUGGAAAAAUGUCUUGAAGGUAACAAAUGGAAAUCCAUUAGGCACAUCUCCAGUCUCAUUCAACAUUGGACAGUUCACAGAGUCCAAUUUAGUGAAUGUG